Molecule: messenger RNA, 840 nt
Organism: Adineta steineri
Lineage: Eukaryota; Metazoa; Rotifera; Eurotatoria; Adinetida; Adinetidae
Source: the annotation of a GenBank genome assembly
AUGUCAACGAUCGUUUUCUUUCUUCUUCAUUUACUUCUCAUUAAUUUUAAAAUUGUCACUGGACAAACUUAUAUUAAAGUAAUCGACGUCAGUGAUGAUCCAAAUUGUGCAAAAUGCGACAGUCGAGCAGUAUGCAUACGAUUAUCGAAUUCAACUGGUGUCAGCUGCGUUUGCCUUCCCGGCUUUGCAUUAUCACCGACCACAGGCCGUUGUAUUCUUCAAGAAAUACCGUUAAAUGGUAUAUGCGACAGUCGUUAUGAAUGUUUUAAUGGAGGUCAUUGUUCAAAUGUAACGAGUAAAUGUGAAUGUUUGUCAGGUUAUGGAGGUCUCAUGUGUGAAUUAGAUAUAAAUGAAUGUGCUAGUAAUGAACGUAUAUGUGGUUCAUCUACUUGUGUAAAUCUUCCAGGAGAUUAUAAAUGUGAUUGUGAUUUUUUUCAUUCGGGAAAACAAUGUCAAAAAGUUAGUGCUAUUGGUAUUUUUGUGGUGGUUAUUUCAUCAAUUGUAGUCAUAUUAAUUAUAAUUUUUCUUGUUUUAUUUGGUAUUCGAACAUUUAUUGCUUAUCGUUUAACAAAACGGACGUCAAGAGAAAAUGAACUUCAAUUACAAAAUCCAUGUCUGGCAACAUUAACAACCGGUGGUAUGAUGAUCGAUGAUCCAUUAUCAAAUGGUGCAUCAUAUAUUCGUCCGGUUGGCCAUCGAAUUUAUGUACCAAUGGAAACAAGUUUUAUUAAUGCAGCACGUUUACAAGCAAAUAUAAAUGAUGAUGAAAAGAGAGAGAUGCCACCACCAAAAUAUGUUACUAAUCUAGAUGAUUCAACAGAUAGUAACAUAUCAAAUUAA